CUGGUUCAGACCCACUCGCUACGACGGCGCGCUGACUCGCAGAUGGGUGCCAUAACGGCGUUUACCACGCUUCAUAUCCGCCAUGCGCGCACUGAAGCAUGCAUCUGGCUAGAAGACCUCGGAAGGCGAAGAAAACACGGAGAACAGGCUUCAUUGCCAGUGGAGAGGGACGUCGUGGUGCUCGCGAUGUACGCGACGUUGUCUGGCCAGGCUCGCUUGUUGGCAGGUCACGCGUGGCCGCCGUGCGGAGGCAUUCGGAUGCCUUAUCCAGGUCCUAGACUACUAAUGGCGUGCUAAGCUGGCAACCGUCCUCCCCUCUGCCUCGCUCUUGCAACCACCAUGUCCGACGCCUGCUGCGACGCUGAGGGCCACUGCCACGGGCUCACGAGCACCAUGGAGAAUUCUGAAGACCACAGGCACGCUAUAGAGGCCACAGGGCAGACCUCGCCGAGCCGCUCUCAAGAGGACGACUCGAAGUGUUGCGAAGACAAUGAAUGCAAAUGCGACGAUGGCUGUCUCGAAGAGCUGGCGCGAGCUAUGUGCGCGGACGACGCUGCACACCUUCACGAUCACAAGGAGAGAGACGUCGAUAAGGACAGUCUUAGCGCUUGCAGUACAUGCGUUGGCGACGAGUCCUGCGCCGAUGUCGACGCAACUGCUGUCGCGCCCCCUACAAGGCCGUGCACGCAUAUCGGGCUCAGGAAGCGGAAGUCUCCCCGCGACGAUGCCAAUCCCGAGGCUGCCCCUUUCCCGCCCGAGGCCUGUGGUCAGCACAGGUCCUUCGCUCGCAACCGCUACCAACAGACCCUCGCCGCGUUCGGCUGUGUUUGCAAGGCGAUGCUAUCAUUUGGCCUGCAGUCGUGCUGCACGACCAUGAAUGCCACGAAGGGACGUGCGACGGCUCGAAGCAUCCGGGCCAGUACUAGCAGAAGGUCGCUCAUUCCCUCGACGAAGAGUCAACUUUCCGUCGAUUCCUGCUGCAAGGGCGGCGGGUGUUGUGAUGGAGGGAGCGCAGCGACCAGUCACUGUCACGACCAUGCUUCCGUUGUUAGAUCAGUGCGUCGUUCCGUCGACUCUUGUCGCAGCGGUGCGAAGGACUCGUGCUGCGGUGGCUGCCAGGACUCGUGCUGCGGGGGCGGUAGUGAUGCUCACUCCCACACCUCUGUCAAGGAUGGGUGCUGCUCCGAUGGCUGUAACGAGAAAUCUGGCGCGUAUGGAAUUGGUGACGAGCUGGGCACGCUCGAGAAGGGAAUCAGCGUAUCUAACGAACGCGCCGUCCUCGCCGUUCGAGGUAUGACUUGCUCGGGCUGCGAGAACAAACUCAUCCGCGUCCUCAGGGCCCUUCCUACGGUGCGCAAUGUCAAGACUAGCCUGGUGCUCUGUCGCGCCGAGUUCGACUUCGACGACGGAGCUACGAGCCUGCAGACCCUAGUCCAGACUAUCGAACAACGCACUGGCUUUUCGGUCGAGACCAUCAACGCUGGCAAGACGUGCACGCUUAUGUUGCGGGUGGAACGAGGGAAGUGCGACGGCUUCCUUUCCAUCCCUCCUCCAAAGGGCGUAGACAAAGUAGCCCGCCUCGAUAAAGACACUAUGGUUGUCUCCUACGAUCCAAGAAUCAUUGGCGCCAGACAAGUUAUCCUGGAUUACGCUGCAUUUUCGCCCUCCCUGGCACCGGAGCCACGCGAUCCAGCGAUGAUGGCUGGCCUCAGGCACAUCCGCACACUCACCCUCCGCACCGUCGCGUCCGCGGUUCUGACGAUACCGGUACUCGUGAUGGCCUGGGCGCCGCUCCCCUCGCAUCCUCGCGCCUACAAUGUCGCCUCCCUCGUACUUGCGACGCUCGUCCAGACGCUCAUCACCGGCCCGAUCUAUGUCAGCGCGUUCAAGAGCCUGUUCUUCGCGCGCGUAGUCGAGACCGACCUGCUAGUCGUCCUGAGCACGUCAGCGGCGUACGUGUAUUCAGUCGUGGCGUGCGCGUUCGAGUUCGCUGGCCGCCCGCUUGCAUCUGGGGGCUUCUUCGAGACUAGCACCCUCCUCGUGACGCUCAUUGUGCUCGGUCAGCUCGUGAGCGCGUACGCGCGCCAGCGUGCGAUGGAAACGAUCUCGAUCCGGACGAUGCAGCAAGGCCUUGCGAAGAUCGUGCGCUCGGACGGGUCGGAGGAAGACGUGGAUGCGCGGCUGCUUCAGUACGGCGACGUGUUCAAGGUCGACCCUGACUCGAUGGUCAUCACAGAUGGCGUUGUAUUCGCCGGCCAGAGCGAGAUCGACGAGUCCAUGAUGACCGGGGAGUCAAAACCGGUUGCGAAAGCUGCUGGGAGUACCGUCAUCGCCGGUACUGUCAAUGGCCCGAGCACACUCCUUGUCACCGUCUCGCGGCUACCGGGCGAGAACACCAUCAGCGAGAUUGCGGAGAUGGUUGACGACGCCAGGUUCUCCCGCGCGAAGGUGCAGGCUAUCGUCGACCGCGUCGUCGGGUGGUUCGUCCCCGUCAUCGUGGCCGCAGCAGUCGUCACAUUCGUCGUCUGGCUUGCGGUCGGUCGCACAACACAGAAACGGACCGGUGGGGAUGCGGCCGCCUCAGCAUUGACGUACGCUAUCGCCGUGCUUGCGGUGUCGUGCCCAUGUGCCAUCGGCCUGGCGGUGCCCAUGGUCAUCCUCAUCGCGGGCGGGGUUGCUGCGAAACGGGGGGUGGUUUUUAAGGCGGCUACGACCAUCGAGAUAGCUCGCAAAGUCACUCACGCCGUCUUCGACAAGACCGGGACACUCACGCAGGGCAAGCUCAGCGUCGUCACAAGUGAUGCCUGGCCUGUGGAGGAGUUCGAUGUCAACGCGGCGAUCCUUGUAUUGACCAAAGACAGCCGUCACCCUGUGGCACGCGCUGUCUCCGAGUAUCUGAAGGCACACACGGACAUCUCGACGACUGUCAAAUUGGACCAUGUCGAGCUGAUCACCGGCAAGGGUAUACAGGGCACCUUUUCAGGCAGCUUCCUUCGAGGCGGCAACCCUCUGUGGUUGGAUGUCGAGGAGCACCCCGCGGUCAAGCCAAUGCUCCUCCAGGGUCUGACAGCUUUCUGCGUCACCUACAACAGUCGCCUCGUCGCUGUCUUUGGUCUGGAAGAUGCACUCCGUCCCGAGUCGCUCUAUGUUCUGGACUCCCUCCGCAAGCGCAAUGUCCGUAUCUCCAUUCUCAGCGGAGAUCAUCGUGCCGCAGUCGAGAAGGUCGCCACUGCUCUGGCAAUUCCCAGCGAGAACGUCGCAGCCGGAUGCAUGCCCGCGGACAAGCAAGCGUACAUCGCUUCACUCGCAUCCAAGGGCGAUUGUGUCCUCUUCUGCGGGGACGGUACGAACGACGCCGUUGCUCUGGCGCGUGCUGACAUCGGUGUCCACCUACACACCGGCGAGGGCGCUGGCUUCGCUGCAUCCUCCGCCGCGGACGUCGUGUUACUUCACCCGUCCCUCACUGGCAUCCUGACGCUUCUGCAACUGUCAGACGCGGUUGCGAGGAGGAUUAUGCUCAACUUCGGAUGGUCGGCGGUGUACAACUUGGUCGCGAUCCUGUUCGCCGCUGGUGCCUUCGUGAACGCGAGGCUCCCGCCGGCUUAUGCUGGGCUGGGAGAGAUCGUGAGCGUGUUACCGGUGGUCUUGGUGGCGCUGCAGCUCAGGUGGUUCAAACCCGACGCUCCGAUAUGA
Molecule: messenger RNA, 3693 nt
Organism: Fomitopsis serialis
Lineage: Eukaryota; Fungi; Basidiomycota; Agaricomycetes; Polyporales; Fomitopsidaceae
Product: E1-E2 ATPase-domain-containing protein
Exons: 2
Coding region: 340-3693 (1117 amino acids)
Biological process (GO): monoatomic cation transport
Cellular component (GO): membrane
Molecular function (GO): ATP hydrolysis activity; ATP binding; metal ion binding
Source: RefSeq, a predicted model, not a curated record